This is a messenger RNA of Limulus polyphemus (Atlantic horseshoe crab), 854 nucleotides long. RefSeq names its product transmembrane protein 79-like. The coding region runs from base 90 to 692 and encodes 200 amino acids. The transcript has 2 exons. Gene Ontology annotation, biological process: regulated exocytosis. The record is from RefSeq and is a predicted model, not a curated record. Gene Ontology annotation, cellular component: lysosomal membrane; trans-Golgi network membrane. Lineage: Eukaryota; Metazoa; Arthropoda; Merostomata; Xiphosura; Limulidae.
CAUGUGAAUCGACCAGAUAAGUAACUUAAUAACUGUUCCAAUAUUGAAAUCUGUAGAUCACUAGGUUACUGGUUAGUAAUAAUACAAUUAUGGCAAAACAGGUUAAAAAAGUCGAGGUGGCACCUUCUAACAACGAGUUACGAAUGCGUGUAAUAUUAUGGAUUUCUGUGGCUGUUGGUUUCAUAUUUUUGGUGUCAUAUACUUACAUUAAUUAUAUGGAGGUUCAGCUUCCACAUCUCCACUUGUUAAGCGACCGUGUACUCUUCACUUUACGAUGUCAGUUAUUUGAACUGUUGACGGUUGUAGUGUGUGUCUCGGUUGUGGCCUUACAACGGUUUUCUACUUCAGCUAUCAAUCCACUUGCAGGCCACGAGCGCGUAGUGCAAGUCACCAAAAACUGUUUGCAGAACACAAUGGAACAGUUUCUACUUAGCAGUUUUAGCCAACUAGUAUUGUGUACGUACAUCAACGAAGAACAGAUGAAAGUUAUUCCCCUACUCGUGUUUUUCUUCGUGGUGGGUCGGAUUACUUUUUUCUUUGGAUAUCUUUUAUCUCCAAUGUACAGAUCUUUUGGGUUUGCUUGCACCUUUAUCCCCACAGUCAUUACCAUUAUAUACUGUGUAUAUUGUGUGGUGACAAGUGGAAUUGGCAUAUACCUAGGAUCAAACAGUUACAACUUACGCAUGAAAUAGAUGUCUACACCAAAUCUGUACGACAUCAAUUUUAUAGUUCAGUUAGUUAUGUUUUGUUGUGUAUUAAAUGUCUUUAACAGUGUAAGGACUUAAGUAAAUAAUGAAACUGAUUUUGUUAUUGUUUAUGUAUUUGUGUGAUAAUAAACGGCAUUAGAAUAGUAU